AUGAAUUUUAACCAUCAAGAGGAAGCUUUUAUUAAAUUUUAUGAAUUAAGGAAAAAUAACGAUCCUGAAGCGUUUGCUACGAUUUUAAAUGAGCACAAUAAGAAUAUAAGCAUGAAGUACAAUGUUAACCAAUUGGAGCUUGUGAAAUAUGCAGAAUCAGUUAUUUCGAGUAUUGAAACAUCCUUGGAUGAUUGUGAAAAGCUUAUGAAUGCUAUCGUAAGUAUAAGUGAGUAUUAUAUAGCAACCAACAAUUAUACGGUUGCUAAAUACCAAGAAUUGUUAGAAGCAUAUUAUCUUUUAUUUUUGCGUAUGGAGAGAUAUUCUAAAUCAAUAGAUCUUACGACAUCUGAUAUUACAUUUCUAUUAGAAAAAGCGAAUCUACUUGAUGAAGAUAAAAAGAAGAGAAUUGAAUCAAGACUACACGGUAUACGGAAUCGCAAGUGUAUGUUAAUAUCAAACGUUUUUUGCAUGGUUAAUAUUGACAUGAGUAAUAUUGGCAUGAAUAAUAUUGACAUCAGUAGUAUUGACAUGAGUAAUAUUGACAUGAUUAUUAGUAGCAUGAGUAGUAUUGACAUGAUUAUUAGUAGCAUGAGUAGUAUUAUUGAGUCGAGUACUGAUGAAAAAGAAGCGAUGAAAUAUGCAAUUAGAUUAUUAAUAUUGUAUACUAAUACAUUGAAAAAAUCUUUCGACAAAAAUGAUUUGGAAAAAAAUACUGAAUUGCUGUGGUUUCUGGGGAAUGCGAGGAUUGGUAUGGUGAUUUCUCGAUGUGUUUACAAUAUUUUGCUGGAUAAAAGCAUGACAAGCUUGAAAAACGAAAUUAUUAUGCUAUAUAUAGGGUUGAAUGAUUUACAUGAUAAAUGGAAGCUGAUUCAAGCCAAUAUCUCGAACGAAAGCAAUCUUAUCCAACCCAAACUUUUAAAGAAGCUAAAGGAUUAUCUAGAUAAUGAAUUAACAAACGAUGUGCAUGGAGGCAAUGCACAAAACAAACUGGAAAAGGUUGAAAAUACAGCAGCAUUCGAUGCAAAUGAUAUAGAAAGACAUGAAAAAAUUAUCAGUGAUUACAUAGAUAUCGAAAGACCUGUAGGACCGAUUUUAAAUUGCAAUGAAUAUAGUAAAGCAAUAAUGCAUAGCAAAGAAGAAAAAGCGGUACUAAAUUUUUAUGAUAUAAGAUUUAUGAUUGCAGAAUUUGAUGUUUGGCUUACUGAGAUCAUCCAUUAUGCGAAAGAUGUGGAUAAUAUAAUUGAAAACAAAGACGAUAGAGAUAAGGUUGAGUAUUUUGACAAUUUUUGUGAUUUUGUUGAUCAAUUUAAUCAAUUUAUAGGAGUUGCAUUUGAAGAUAAGUAUUCAUUCAUAAAAACAAAGAAAUUCGAUAGUGAUGAAAUGGCUUCAAUAGUAUACGAUGUACUUUAUGAACGCAUUUUACCUGAUAUGAUUAAAAUUCACCGCAGGCUUAAGAGCCUGGAUCCAGAUAUAUGCAUUAUGAUAAAUAGUGUCUAUGCAGCAGAUAAAUUGAAAACGAUUGGCCCUUGCUUAAAGUACAUAACAAACGAAUGCAAUGAUUUUGAAAAAGAAGGAAUCAAAGGUCUGAAGGUUGAAUUGCUGGAAGCUGACGACGAUUUGGCGAACAAGUGGGUAUCUGAAUGUGUAAGUAGGUACAAAGCCAAAGAUAUUGAUGCAAAAACGAUUGAUAUGGCUUUAAGAAUAAUUGAAUUGAGAACUGAGAAGAAAGAUAAGUUAAUAGAAAUGAUAUACAAAAUGAUGACGUUUUUAUAUGGCACGAGUUUGCAUAAAGUCAAGCUAUGGAUAUGCAUCAAGAUAUUGAUAGAAAGAUUAUUGAAAGAGACUGGCGAAGGGAUUGAGCUGGAAGGUCUUAUUAAGAACUAUGAAGCUAGUGGAGUAGAUAUUACUAGUAUUAUUGAUAUUAUUAAUAAUGAUGUGGAUACAAAAUGCCUGAAUGGAAUGAAAAAGAAAGUAAUUAAGGAGAUGGCGGAUGAGCCGCUGAAGUUUCUGCUUGGGAUUGCAUUGGAAGCACAAGAAGCAGAAAAGAGUAUUGAGCACAUCGAUACUAGAAUAAUGAGGCAUAUUUAUGACUGGCUGGAAUUGUAUUUGCCACAUGACACUAUUGAGAAAGCAAGGAAGGAUAAUGAGCUGAGUGUAGGCUUUAUGGUAUAUGGCAAGGAUUGGCUGGUGGAGAAUGUUGUGAUGAUGAUAAACCCUGAAAAGGAUAUUUAUGAAGAUAUUUUUGGGCUUAUAAAAAGCCGGAGCCACAAGAAACAAAUAUACUGUAAUGAAGUAGGCUUACUUGAAAGAAUAUUAGCAAGCAUUAUAAAGCAUGUGAGUGUGAAGGACGGAUACAGGAUCAAGAUAUUGGAUGUGAACCACAUUCUUAUAUUAAUGAAGAAGUGUGGAGGGCAAGAGGGGAAUAUGGACAAUAUGCAGGAGCUUCUUAUUUGGUUUGAUAAACAAAUCGAGAAACGUAUUGCUGGUGUGAAGGAUUUAGAGACAUACAUAAAAAAUACACCUGAUUUUAGGAAUGUGGAAGAGGUAUUUGAGCAUGUAAUUAAAGAUGCCAAUGCUAUAAAGGAGAUCGAGGAUGAUAGGAAGAUGAUCGAGGCUGUGAGACUGAGGAUCGAGGAUGAGAAUCUGAAGAUCAAGAUCAAGAAAGGGAAUCUGAGGGUCGAGGAUGAGAUGCUGAGGAGACUAAUGAUUGAGGAUGAGAAUCUGAGGGUCGAGGAUGAGAUGCUGAGGAGACUAAUGAUUGAGGAUGAGAAUCUGAGGGUCGAGGAUGAGAUGCUGAAGAUCGAGGAAAAGAUGAUGAGGAGACUGAAGAUCGAGGAAAAGAGGCUGAAGAUCGAGGAAAAGAGGCUGAUGAAAGAAGAAGAAACAAGAAGAAAGAUGGAACAAGAAGAAGAAACAAGAAGAAAGAAGAAUGAAGAAGAUAGACAGAAUAAAGAAGCAGCAAAUAGAAGAUCGAAAGCGAUGGAUGCUGUAGUGAUGAAUAAUAAUGGGGUAAAUGCUGCGAUUCUUGCAGUUAGGCAAGCUAUAAAGCAAGAACAUAAUAAUAGAGCUUACGUAGCUCAGAACGAUAAAAACAGCAUAAUGGUUAUGUCUCAUGCCAAUUUAGCUGAGGAGAUGAAUUAUAACAUAGAACAAGCCAAUAAAAAUAAAGCUGCACAAGUAAAUGACUUGGCAGCAAAGAAGCUAGUCAUGGAUGAAGCACUUGAAGAAUUGAAAAACAGUUGCAUAAUGUAUGCACAAAUAAUGUAUGAGGCCAGGAUGAUAGUGCAAACAGAAUAUAAUAUGAUAAAGAAUGGACUUGGACCUAGUAGUUCUGGCGAUAAGAAGGAGCCAGUAAAGAAGUAUUUAAUAGAUAAUAUUAACAAAGAUUAUAAUCUUCGUGAGCUAUUAGGCAUACUUUCAAAAAAAAGUAGUAAACGUAAAAGCAAAACUGAUACGACUACAAAAUCAGAAGGCAAUAAAAGUGAGGAUGGCAAUAAAAGUGAAGAUAUUAUUAGCAAGGAUGAGACAUAUGAUUUAAUGAAGAGCAUGAUAAGUGGGAUUAAUAAUCUUAAAAAUCUAAAUAAUGAUAUAAGUGAGCUUAAGAAAGAGAUAAAUAAAAUAGAGAAUAAGCUAAAACGAGCUGAGAAAGGUAUUAAUCAAAAUGUUAAAGAUAAUGAGAAAAAAAAGAAGCUUUUGGACAUACUAUCUUAUAUCAAAAAACUUAUACCUAUAUUAAAGGAGGAAUUAAUAAAGGCAAUGUAUAAAUCAGCAAUUAAUAAAGCUGAGUCUCUUUUAAAUGCUGAAAUUAACUCUAUCUGUAAAGCGAAUCCGAAUGUAAAAGUAACUGUAAAGAUUAAUUAUGAAAUAGCACGACAAAUAGCAUUUUCAGUGUGCAAGAUAAUGCUGGAUCUGGAAAGUAUUCCUGAGGAUGAAUACAACAAAGUGAUUAAUGAAUGCCUGGAGAUGCAUUUAGGAUUGCCGCAAAAUAAUACGACUGUAGAAGGCCAUAAUGAAGAGUUGAAGACACAAAUAGAGGCAAAGUUGAAGACACAAAUAGAGAAAGAGUUGAAAACACGAAUAGAGAAAGAGUUGAAAACACGAAUAGAGAAAGAGUUUAAAGGUAAGGACCCAAUGGUUUGGAAGAUAUUGGCGAUAUUUUUUGUGAUGGUGUUUAUUUCAUCUAGCCACAAAAAAAGUAUUGAUUUAAAGGCAAAUGAGUGUGGAAUAUCAAGCGGUGAAUGCGUAUAG
Molecule: messenger RNA, 4248 nt
Organism: Ordospora pajunii
Lineage: Eukaryota; Fungi; Microsporidia; Ordosporidae
Exons: 1
Coding region: 1-4248 (1415 amino acids)
Source: RefSeq, a predicted model, not a curated record